CCUUCUCUCUGUUCAGCAGCUCUGAUGAAGAUCGCAGAGAUGAAGCUCAGAGGAAAGAGGACGAGAUCAUCCUGCUGCUGAAGAAGGCCAAGCUCUCUCUCUCCAGAGAUCAGCUCGAGGCAGCCUCUGUGUUCCUCCAUCAGGCGUUGGCUCUCGCUCAUCAGACCCACAACCACCAGGCCAUCAUCUACUGCUACAGCCUGAUGGCGAACCUGGCCUUCGUUCAGGGUCAUUUGGACCACGCAGAAAAACUAUUCAAAGCAGCGAUGAGCUUCAUGCUGUCAGGAGGGACGCCUGAGGACGAUAACGCUGUCAUCGAGAUGUCUCUGAAACUCGCCACCAUCUACGCCGAGCAGAACAAGACGGAGUUGGCAGAGCAUGGCUUCAGGUUCUGUUUGGAGUCUCUGCAGGAGAAGCUGCAGAGAAAGGAGAAGGCGGAGCCAACAGGUGAGGAGGCGGAGCCAACAGGUGAGGAGGCGGAGCCAACAGAGCAGAGGAAGGACUCCCGCCUCCUGCUCGGUCUCUGCUUCGACUCUCGAGCUCGAUACCGAGCGUCCAGACGGAGACUGCAGGAAGCGGAGAGAGACUAUAGAGAAGCUCUGAAGAUAUGUGAGGAGGAGCAGGGACACACACACCCUCAGACUCUGGUGCUGAUGAGCGACCUGGCCACCAUCUUGGAUCUGCAGGGUCGCCAUGACGACGCCCUGCAGCUGGUGCAGCAUGCGGUGGAGCUGAGUCGCAGCGUCACACACCCCGACCUGCAAGUGCUGCUGGGAAACAUGGCCGGCAUCCUGCUGCACACAGGACGGCUCGAGGACUCGGUGCGUUUCUACCAGGAGGCUCUGAGUCUGGCUCUGCAGGCCAAAGACCAGGAGGCUGUGCACGCCAUUCAGGAGGGGCUGAAGGAGGUGAAAAAGAGGAGGGAGGAGAAGAAGAAGAAGGAGGAGGAAGAGGAGAAGGAGGAGAAGGAGGAGAAGAAGGAGGAGGAAUGAUCCUCAGAGGAAGCAGGAGUAGAUCAUCCUGCAGCUUUGUGUUCAGGUCUCUAAUGAGUCUGUUCACCUCCUGUCAGUUUUUAUAUGUAAUAUGUGUUGUAUAUAAUACUGACCUAAAGGUGUGUCUGAUUCACAUUAAAUAUACAGUCACUUUUCAACAACAGUGUGAAACCAAAUAUAUUUAUACCAUUUAAUCUAAAUAAAGCAGACCAUGACUCAGCAAUAACACAGGGUCUGUUUUCUGUAAAUGUUAACGUGUUGAAACUGAGACGUGAUCAGCAGGAGAUUAUUUAUUGUGAUGUGAACUCACUGGUUGAGCUUCAAUCUCAGG
This is a messenger RNA of Trematomus bernacchii (emerald rockcod), 1323 nucleotides long. RefSeq names its product tetratricopeptide repeat domain 19 (gene ttc19). Lineage: Eukaryota; Metazoa; Chordata; Actinopteri; Perciformes; Nototheniidae. Gene Ontology annotation, molecular function: protein binding. Gene Ontology annotation, biological process: mitochondrial respiratory chain complex III assembly. Gene Ontology annotation, cellular component: mitochondrial inner membrane. The record is from RefSeq and is a predicted model, not a curated record.